Culex pipiens pallens (northern house mosquito) is the source of this 6434-nucleotide messenger RNA. RefSeq lists its product as uncharacterized. Bases 744 to 5489 code for a protein of 1581 amino acids. NCBI's taxonomy places the organism in Eukaryota, Metazoa, Arthropoda, Insecta, Diptera, Culicidae. Gene Ontology annotation, molecular function: protein binding. The record is from RefSeq and is a predicted model, not a curated record. The transcript has 7 exons.
UCCGGGUUGGACCUGUCUCUCCGUGUUUGAAAAGUUUUCCCCCGGUUUGUGCGUUUUUCCUGCUGCUUUGAUUCGGUUUUUUUCGCACACACAGUAAAGUGACCAAGAUAUUCUUGUGUGGUUGUUUUUUUUUCUCUGCCUCGUUGUGGGUGCCUGGUUCAUCAACGAGUGCGAGGUUCGUCGCUUAUCGCGUUGUGCGGUGAUUUCAACGAGCUUCUUCCGAGCGGUAGAGUGUAUUUGUGGUGCGUUAUUUUUAUUUCGUUUCCUGGAGAGUGUAAUUGUGUGCAACUUGUGUGUGAUAUAUGGAGAAGAGGUGAAGUGGAUGCUGUUAGAUAGUUUGUGGAACCGACUUUUUUUUUGCGCUCGCCGCAAGAAUUCUUCUUUUAUUUUCGAAGCAAUUAGAGCUGUCAGGGCUCGGCUCGACAAGAAGAUAAUUAGCUUUGGUGCUUUCCCGCUACUGAAGCCGACGAGAGUGUCCAAACAGAGAAGCAAGAGCCAAAGAAGAGUAGCCAGCAAGUGGUUGACCCAAAUCUGGCCUUGAAGAGAUUACCUUGUAGUAGUCGGUGGUUGUGACCUACAGUGGGGCCUUAUCUUGUUGUUCCGGAGUGAUUAAUGGUGUGCCAAUGUGAAUGAAGAAUCGGUCAGUGGUGCUUCCGAAUGACCCAACAACCGACCCGAAUCCAUCAGUUUUGAGUUGUUAAGAUUUAGUAGAGCAGAACUGCAAGAGCAAGAGCAAGAGAUCAAUGUUAAGGAGUGUCGUCCUGUUGGCCAAGAUGGCCAACGGCUUCGGGGUGUUCCAGCUGCUGCUGCUGUACGGCUUCCUGGCCGUUUCGGUGCUCGGUCCCGGCAGUGGAACCGGCGUCGAAGGAAUUCGCAUGCAGAGGAAAGAAUCCACAAGCUGCUACUACAACGGAACCCACUUCAUGGAGGGAUCGAUCGUCCCGACGAAGGAACCGUGUCUCAUGUGCAAGUGCCAGAGCAAAACGCUGAUUUGCGCGCUCAAAGUCUGUCCCGAACAACCCAUCCCACCGCCACGUGGUUGCAUUCUGGUGCACAAGAGUGGCGCCUGCUGUCCGUACCUGCAGUGCUCGAAGCUGCACCUGGCCACUAAAAAUAGUGGGGACCGGAAGAAGAUUCACUUUUUGGAUUAUUACGAGAAGGCGGCGGAAGAGCGGCUGAAUAACCCGAACUCGUAUUUGAGGAGGUCGGAUGACGAUGAUGUGGAGGAGAAUGGGGCCUGCAUCGUCAACGGCACCGUUUACAAAUCGGGGUCGGCCAUGACCACGUCGUCGCUGUGCUCGUACUGCUAUUGCAUAAAUGGGCGCCAAAAGUGCGUCAAACCAAAGUGUGCCCUGCCAAAUCCACGUUGCGCGCCGGUCUUUAUUGACUCGGCCUGCUGCCCGAUUCGGUACGACUGCACGGGGAAGAUCCCGGUGAAGGAGCUCGAGGCGUCUACGGAGGCGCCCAACAUGAUCAGGAGGAUCAACAACCGGCACUAUUUGAGGACGGUUGAGCAGAAGACGUACAAGAAUGCGGGUUGCUUGAUUGAGGGGAGGAGUUAUCCGGAGGGAGAGCGGAUUGGUUCGCCGGAUCCGUGCCAGGUGUGCUUCUGCAUACGGGGAGCGGCCAAGUGUACGCCGAAGAAGUGUGCUCCGGCGAUUAAGGGUUGCACGCCGAGGGUUCCACGGGGUGAAUGCUGCGCCGUGCGGUAUGAUUGUAAACACGGCGAACAGAAGAACUUUGGACGCAAGAUCGAGGAUGAAGAGGAGUCGUUUGACUUCUUCUCGAUUCUUUUCGGACCGGAUCCGGAUGAGCCUAAGCCGGAGGCUAAGAACGCUACCGUAACGAUCCCAGUUACGGAACCAACACCGGUUAGCAGUACCUCAGAAAAGAGCUUCUUUGACUUCAUAAAAGCAGGUCUUGACUUUAUCGAUUCGGACGAUCUGAUAGAUACCACAGUGGCUCCGUUGACGGACAAUACGGACUCUCCUUCAACUGAUAUGAUUCCGGUUACGGAUAUUCCGACAGAACUUCAGACUGUGCGAGUAGAAAUCAUUCAAGAACCUCAAACCGUGUACAUCGAAAAGCCAGACUUUAACUUUCCUGCAAGGACUGCCAUACCGCCACUUCUCAAGGCAACUACAACGAGGAAAACAACUCCAAAGACUACAAAGGCGGUACCAUCAACGACGCCAAUUCCUACAACUACGUCAACAACGCAGGAACCAACAACAAGUACCACAGUUACUACAACCGAAUCUACAACGACAACGUCAAAACCAACUUCAACCACUCCCAAAGCUAAGGUAACAACAACAAAGGUUCCGAAGCUUAAGACUACCACAGAAUCAACAAGGACAACUACAAGAAAACCAGCAACGACUACGACACGAAAGCCAACUACGACCACAACACAGAAACCAACAACGACUACAAAAAAACCAACAACGACUACACCAGAACCUACAACAACCACUUCAAAACCUACCUCAACCACCAUCAAACCCAAGGUUACGACACCAAAGCCAACAAAAACAACACCAAAACUCACAACAACUACUCCGGAACCGACAACGACAACCACAACAACAAUAUCAGCUCCUACGACAACCGCUGCCACACCUACUCAACUCAUUCAAAAGGAAAUCCCGCUAAACAUCGAACUGACCAAGGCGGAACCCGCCUUCCAAGACCUAGAAUCAGACUCCCUCCUAAAAGAAAACAUGACCGAAGUAUCCAACUCCCUGUCGGACCUGGACUCAUCGGAAGAAUCCAGCUCUGAAAGCAGCGUCGAACUCGCCUCCACCAGGUUACCUUCCCUAGAAACGGUCACAACCGAAGCGCCCAAAAAGACGACCGUCACGCCGAUCGACGUGGUCAUCAAGGUGGACGACUACGUGAACCGACAGACGGUCGAGUCCAUCCUGAGCUCGCUGAACGCCAAGCUGGAGAGCUUCGCCAAGGAUGAAGCGGCGCUGACGGCAACGACGAUGAUCGUGACGAAGCGGCCGAACAACAAGUUUGUCGGGUACGAUCUGGAGAAGGCUGCUUCGACGAUCGUUCCGCCGACUUCGACGGUGGGCUCGUCGGCGGAGGAGGGAUCGUCCGAGAGUGGUGAGCGGUCGACGAGUGAGGGGAGUGUGGAGGUGGUGUCUACGACUGAGGGGGAUGUGAGUGGGGGUAGUGAAUCUGAGGAGGACUCGACGGUGGACUACCGGAGCGAUGAGAUGCUGGUGGAGGACAUGCUAACGACGGAGGCAUCGGUGGAGUCGACUACGCUGGAUUACAGCGAGGAAGAGGUGGAAACGACUACGGAGGAGGAGUAUGAGGGCACGAGCACAACGGUGGCUACGACAACGGAUCAGGACAAGAUGGAGUUCAAGACAGGGGAUGGAACUGAGCUUCCGUUGACGGAGAAUGUUACGCAGACGAGUACGACGAGUACUACUACAACGACGGCGAAGCCAAAGCCGACUGGGAAGCCGGUUGACAAUCUGCUGUCGGUGCUGCUUUCGGAGCUGUCCAACAUCUUCGACACAACGAAGAACGCGUCCAACCAACAGAACGCCAGGAAUCGAACGGAGAUUCGACCGGUAACGCCGAAACCCAUCCCGAUUGGAGAGUUCCACCGACCCAGCAGCAUCCCAUCGAUCUUGGAGUCAGACAUCAACAUGGACUACGGUGAGCCAACGCUUCCACCGAGUCUUCCUAACCUCAAAAUCAUCCCGUUCCUACCCGCUGACGCGGUAAAGAAGAACGAACCUCCAAUCCCAGUGGCAGCUCCGUACGACUUCUACAAGCCCAUCCCAACCAGCUACCCGAUCAUCACCGAGAGCUACGAACCGUACGGAGUACUGUCCGAUCACGACAUCCAUCCCGGAGUACCCUUCAAGCCGCCAAAGUACGACUACAGCUACGACUCGUCGCUGAACUACCCAGCCCUGACGGAGAACUACGACCUGGACGCCAAGAACAACCAGUACGGCACGAAGGUCAUGCGCGACAAGUACGACACGAUCAACGAUUCCGAUUACGACUACGACACGGACGCGCUGGCCAAGUUCGAUCUGCACUCGAAGCAGGAGCUGUUCAAGAACGAGCUGAAGAAGUUCAUCCCGACCAAGUACGAAGCGCCGCAGGAGGGCACGUACGUGCCGGUGUACGACAAGUACGGCGUUGGGUAUCCGGAGAAGAACGUGUACUAUCCGAACCACAAGGAGACGUACGAGCCGGUGGUGUACAGCAACAACAACAACAAGAAGGCGGAGGUGCAGAGUACGGAGCAUCCGCUGUUCCGGUUGGAGGAGAAGCCGGUCGGUGGAAGCGGGUUCUCGCCGCCGUUGAGGACGGAAGGUGGAUUCGUUCCUAAGGAUCACAUCAAGGAGGAGUUCUACUACGAGCCGUACGUGACGACAGCGUUCCCGAACGAGCUGACGUCCGAGGAUCACUCCGCCAAGCUACCGUACAACACUACAGCUGCCAGUUUUGGAGCUACCCCAGCAAACCCCUUCAUCGACGUCAUCCGGACGGAGCCGGCUCCCCCGCUGAUGAGUCUGAUCGAGGACAAGGAGAAGCUGUUCUCCGUGUACCACUCGGUAGCCAAGAACAACUACUCCUCGUUGGACGACCUGCUGGACGAUGACAGAGUCGACAGCUCCGAGUACGAUCGGCAGAUCAUCUCGAUCACGACCGAUGCGAACUACCUGUCGACGAUCUACGAGGAAUCGCUGGAGAGCGUCGAGAAUCCCGCGCCGCUGCGUGCUCCGAUGAACUUUACCUUCCCGAUCAUGCCGGAAACGGCCGAAUAUCUGCGCAACACGUCCGAGCCCGAACCCAGCGGGAUGUUCAGCUUGGAAAACGUGCUGAGCUAUCUGUUCCGGGAGGAUGACCCCGGGCAUGAGAAUGGAAUCCGGAAUUCGAGCGCCUCACCCGGUUUGAUUGACGGCGUCCCGCCGUUCAAGUCGAUACCGUCGCUUGGCGACGUGCGACCUCCGUCGGACGAGGAGCAACACGACGGUACGGUAACACUCAAGGUUGAAGGUGGCGCCAAUGAUCACCUCUACCGACCAUCCCUCAUGGAUCUGCCCUUUCUAAACCCCAACUUCCACGCCGGUGCGACCGGCGCCGGAGCAAGCGAAGCGGCCGAGUACAAGAACGACAUCGAUCGGUACGGGUUCGAUCCGGACGUCGAGCACUACCAGGUGAUCUCGGACGGACCCCCGAACACGAUCCCCAACUCGGAGGCGUACGUCGUGAACCCGGUGGACAUCAACAAGCUGAAGCAGCACCACUCGGAGGGCACGGCCGAGAUCACGAUGAAGUCCAAGGUGUACAGCUUGAAGGACACCGUGGGCAUUCUGAAGCUGGCCGGGUGUAACAUCUAUGGCCGGAUGUAUCGGGUAGGGCGGAUCAUUUCCGAGCUGUCCGGACCGUGCCUGGAGUGUAAAUGUACCGAGGUGGGAGUGCACUGCACGCCACUGGAUUGUUAGAGGGGAGGUUGUGGACAUCUUGAAUGUUUGAGAGUGAGUGUGAGUCCCUGUGAAUCUCGUGAUAUUAAUGUAGUAGUUUUUAAGCAGCUGUGUGUUGUGGGAGAGAGUUCUGCAAACCGUGCGUGAAUGGAGGUCAUAUCCAAGGGAAAAUCGAGCGUGAAAGUGACACCGUACUACUUAAUUUAUGAUUAUAAACCAUGCGCUAGCUUUUGUAGGUAAAUUUUUAAAGAAGAGCAGCGAUACUCAAUGGAUCAUUGGGUGAAUUGCUGGUAGAGCGUGCAGUGUUGCCAACCAUUAAUUUAUCGGAAAACGUUGAGAUUGGCCACAAUGGUACUGGUUUUUGGAGCAGUUUUUGUUGGUUUUCUUAACCUUAAUGAAUAAUUUAAGUUCUUGAAUGAUGUAGUGAAGGGAAAGAUGUUGAAAAUUUGGCAACCCUUUCUCAAGUUUAGAAUAUUGGCUUGUUUUUUUUUUAAAUAAAAACCUUUUUUAUGAAACUGAUGACUUGGGGAACCAAUUCAUUGUAUUGUAAGUACAUUAAAAAGCACACCCAAAACUGGCAGCGCUAGUACGAGAGAAUGAUGGUCUCGAGUCGAGAGAAUAGUGGUACCAUUCACGGACGCAGAGAACACAGCUCGAGAUGGGCGAUAGAACUAUUCUCUCGAGGUUCAUUUGCAAAAAAAGUUCAUCCGUCAAACAAAAAAUCAAAAGUGUCGACAACGGGAAUCGAACCAGAGACCUUUGACAAACCAAUCCAAUGACUUAGCUGCCUCGGCCACCACAGCUUGGUGACCAUGAAGAAGUCAGAAGUCGAUGUAUGACACUUGUUGGAGAUUUAUUGAUUCAACUAACGAAUGAACUCAUUUGUUAUGAUGGUGUGAGUUGGUACCAUUAUUCAAUCGAUUUUGGCACAAUUUUGAGAGAACGAUUAUCUCGAUUCUGAAUUUU